AUGCUACCUAGUAGUAGUAAUCACGAUCUCCUCGAAAGCCAUCUGGACUCGGAGUCCUCAGAGCCCGAUGAUUUAUACGACGUGAACUUUCACGAGAUCUCUGAAUGCUUUGCGAUGGACUUCAGGCCGGAGGCCAUCUCGGACACUCCGGUCGAAGAUCUGAGUAUAAUCAGCUCCUUCAAGACGAUACCGAUACAAAUUGAGGCCUUUUACGACGAACAUCCGGAAUAUCGAGAAAUUGUGGCCAUAUACCCUAACUCUAAGGGUGAAGUGGAGACUUACAAUCCCAAUGCGUUCAGAGAGCUUCCGCACGAGAAGGUGAAAGAGUAUGAGGCUCGUCUAGGACGCCACGCAAAAGCGGGGGAGGAGGUAGUCGAGAAAUUAGGGGCCGCUCUGCGUGCAGCGGGCGCAGUGGAAUUGGCCCGCUUGAAACAUCCCCAUCGCGGCUUUACAUUGAAGAUGUCGCCUGCACAGCGGGACAGUUUUCUAGAGCUCUCUCGCAACAGGCGAACAGUAUCCGUAAUGAGCGUAGUGAGACAAGGUUAA
Messenger RNA from Peniophora sp. CBMAI 1063, 546 nucleotides. NCBI's taxonomy places the organism in Eukaryota, Fungi, Basidiomycota, Agaricomycetes, Russulales, Peniophoraceae. The record is from the annotation of a GenBank genome assembly.